This is a messenger RNA of Cydia pomonella (codling moth), 8984 nucleotides long. RefSeq names its product transcription factor RFX3 (gene Rfx). Gene Ontology annotation, molecular function: RNA polymerase II cis-regulatory region sequence-specific DNA binding; DNA-binding transcription factor activity, RNA polymerase II-specific. The transcript has 16 exons. Gene Ontology annotation, biological process: regulation of transcription by RNA polymerase II. The record is from RefSeq and is a predicted model, not a curated record. Lineage: Eukaryota; Metazoa; Arthropoda; Insecta; Lepidoptera; Tortricidae. Bases 58 to 2064 code for a protein of 668 amino acids.
UUUGAGUGCUGUGGCGACGAGGUGCUAGUGGAGUCGUCGCCGCCCGCCUCGCCGGUCAUGGCGGCGCGGCUCGCUCAGCCUGCGCAGGGAGCGGGCGCGGGCGGCGGCGCGUCGCCGAGCGCCGUGCGGGAGCUGAUUGUCAUACCGGAGAUCUCUAACACUAUUAGCUUGCAGCAGGCCAUACAACAGGUGUCCAGCACGGUGGUGGAAGUGAACGGCGAUAGCUCCGGCCACUCGAGCCCUACGACCGAGGCCCGACACACAUACAUCACUGUGGCCAUGCAGGACGAAUGGCAGAACGAGAUCGGCCCGUUGCCGGUCAAGGCCGAGAUCCACAGUGACCAAGAAAGCGAGGGCAGUAAUGGGGUCAACUAUCAUGUGCAAUACGUGGAGCCUCAAGAGAUCUACACCCAGGGCCAUGAGACUCAUAUGGAAACUCUUCGCUCCUACCCCGUGUAUGGCGUCGCAACGGUCAAUGCGGCCGAGCAGCCGACCGAGUCGUGGAGCGCCGACGAGUUCUCGUACAGCGUGGUCGCGGGCACAGAUGAGGCCACGUCACCGACGCCCGCUCCCACCACACCGCCGCAACCACGCAUGCCGCCCGCCACCGUGCAGUGGCUGCUCGACAACUACGAGACUGCCGAUGGCGUAUCUCUGCCACGGUCGACUCUCUACGCUCACUACCUCCGACACUGCUCGGCCCACCGAUUGGACCCAGUGAACGCGGCUUCGUUUGGCAAGCUGAUCCGUUCCGUGUUCGUCGGCCUGCGGACCAGGAGGCUCGGCACGCGCGGCAACUCCAAGUAUCACUACUACGGCAUCAGGGCGAAAGCCAGCAUUCCCGCUUCGCCGCCGCCCGACCCUAGCGACGAGAAGGCUGAUGUCCAAGAUAUGCAGGAGUCGCGCUCGGGCUCGGGCGAGCCGGGCGCGCCGGGCGCGGCGGGCGGCGUGGCCGGGCUGGCGCACCGGCAGUACCUGGGCGCCGUGGUGGCCGCCUCGCCGCCCGCGCCGCCCGCGCUGCCCGCCGCCGCCGCGCACGACCUGCCGCCCUCGUCGCUCCCUGCACUACAGGACCACCACCGUGAGCACGGCGUCGAAUUCCUUGAGGCCGUGGCGGCGCUAGACAUAGCUGCCGUGGAGCGCUCCCGCCGCAACUUCUGGCGGAGGCCCCCGGCCGCUCUGUGCCGCCGCGUGCUGUACCGGCUAGCCGCACGAAAGGACGUGGCCGCUUGGUUGCGCCGGGCCGACUUGGAGCUCUACCAGCGGGCCGUGGAGCUGCUGCUGCCCGACGUGCUCCGCCCCAUACCGCCGCAGCUUACACAGGCAAUCCGCAACUUCGCCAAGAGCCUGGAGUCCGCCCUGGCUGCGGGGUCGGGCUGCGCGCCGGCGGCGGCGAGCCGCGCGCAGGCGUCGGCGGCGGCGGCGCUGGCGGCCGCGCUGCGCCGCUACACCUCGCUCAACCACCUGGCGCAGGCCGCGCGCGCCGUGCUCGCCAACCAGCACCAGAUACAACAGAUGCUGUCGGACCUGAACCGCGUGGACUUCCGCGUGGUGCGCGAGCAGGCGGCCUGGGCGUGCUCGUGCGGCAGCGCCGCCACCGCGCACCGCCUCGAGGCCGACUUCAAGGCGACACUAGGCCGCGGGGCAACGCUAGAGCAAUGGGCAGCGUGGCUAGAAGGCUGCGUCCGCGGCGCGCUGGCGGCCCACGAGCGCCGCCCGGACUACACGGCUCGCGCGCGCCGGCUGCUGCUCGACUGGUCCUUCUACUCGUCCCUGGUCAUACGCGAGCUCACACUACGAUCGGCGGCGUCGUUCGGCUCGUUCCACCUGAUCCGGCUGCUGUACGACGAGUACGUGUCGUACCUGAUCGAGCGGCGCGUGGCGCAGCACCACCGCGCGCCGCCCAUCGCCGUCAUGCAGCGCGCGCCGGAAGAAGAGGAAGAGGUAGCCGAAGAAGCGCCCCGGGAAGACGAGGAAGAGGGCGAGGGAGACUGGGACUGGGGCGACGACGACGAGGACGAGGACGAGCCGCUGCCCUGCAAGAAGGCCAAGCUGCCGGAGUGAGCGCCGGCUGCGCGCUGCGGCGCUGCGGCCCAAGGGCACCUGCCUCAAGUAAACCUUGAGACGAAAGUGGACGUCUGCUCCAAAACCACCUUUCCAUACAAACGUAUUCCCCAUUUUCCUCUCUGGAUAUUAACAUUAUUGAAAAUAUUUUGAUAUCUACCAAGAGCUUUUAAAAGUUUGUUUUUUCGCUCCUGACUUUUAAAUAAUUAAAAAUCGACAAAAUCAAACUGGCGGGCAGAGCUGUAUUUAAUACGUCAUAUUGUGUAAAAAACCCAUAAUGUCAUUAUCCAGAAAGGAAAAUGAGGUCUACGUUCGUAUUGAGAAGCGGUCGUCCCCUUCCUCUAAAUAUUUCUAUAAAAUUAAAACAAGCUGCUGGACAGUAAAACUAUAAUAUAAAAGGGAGAAGGAAUCGAAGGCUAACGUAGAAAUAAAGCAGUUCGGUGGAUUCGAUUGGCAGAUAAAAUGUUUACAGGUCGAUAUAACCACAUCGCGAGACCUUCCGCUAGCGACUGUGGUCUCUCAAAACUCCUCCUCCCAUUUGGUGUACUUACAUGACGGCCGCCGCUGCGGCGAACUGCGCUUUCUACUUUAGGGCUGUGACCACAACACCUUACAAAAUCACCAUGCUGUCAGAUAAAUUUCGGUCGUAAUAAAAUUCAUUUUCUGUGUGCAGAGUUACAUGAUUGACUUUCAACUUUGCACUUUAAUUUCUUACAGGUUCGGAACUACCACUUUAGUAAUACUUUUCAUUGCAAAUUUAGGCAGUGCUUUAAAAAAAAUUGGAAGUGAGCAGUCUCUUCCUAUACAAAUAUCGACGACAUGAACAAUCGGUAGGCUAGCUUAUGAGAAUAGUAGACGACCACUUCUCCAUAUUAACGUAAUCCCCAUUUUCCUCCCUAGAUAGUGACAUAAUGGAAAAUAUUGUUUCUCAAACUUGUAAUGAAAUGUUGACAUGACUUACUUCAAAUUAGGUCCGGAAAUACCACAUAUCAGGUCCGAUGAGUGAAGAUGAUAUGUAAAGGAAUUUCAUACAGCCUUACACUCCUCGCUACGCUCGGCCGUCUAUAUCUACUUGACCUGCAACCCUUCGUUUCCCGUCCUCUAUAGUAAUGUACUAUUACACAAUUAUAUUAACCAUAGCUAUGACCCUUCGUUUGACUUGUUAAUUAUACAAAUACAAAAAUACUAAUACUAAUAUAAUACUUGUUUAUUAUCAGUUUUAGGAGCGAAAAUAAAAUUCCAUAUAAAUUUUAAAAGCUCCUAUUCUUAUUAAAAUAUAUAGAGCUAUAGUCCUUCGUUUUUUUUUUCGACCAUAGCUCUCUGCUCUAUAGUAAAUCAGGUUCAUCAAAUAGUUUAAAAAUAUUUGAUGUAAUGUUAUUAUCGAGAGAGGAUAAUGGGGACUACAUUUGUAUAGAGAAGCGGUCGUCCCCUUACCUCUUAACUGGUUGCACAUAGAGUUUAGCAUUUCUGUUGCUGUUUCUAGGGUUGGUAGCAUGGCAGAGGAACUGAAGGCUUUCGAUGAUAACAAUGCUUGGGAGUUAGUUAACGCUCCAGAUGAUGGUGCUAUAGUAAAAUGUAAGUGGGUUUUUAAAAAGAAACAAAAUGCAGAUAACAGCAUUCGGUAUAGAGCCAGACUAGUGGCUAAGGGCUUCACCCAAAGGCCAGGCAUUGAUUUCGAGGAAACCUUCUCUCCUGUUUUGCGCCAUUCAACUUUAAGAUUAAUGUUUGCAUUAGCUGUCAAAUUAAAUCUAAGUACAUGUCACUUAGAUGUGACAACUGCAUUUCUUAAUGGUUAUUUGUCGGAGAAAAUAUAUAUGCAAAAACCUGUAGGUUUAGAGUGUGACGAUGACAGCAAGGUUUUAAAAUUAACCAAGGUUUUCGUUUAAACUGUGCGCAUACAUAAAAUAUUAACACAGUUUGUAAGAUAUUAGUUUGUCUUAUUUUAGUGUUAGAAAUAUGACUCGAUUACUUUUAAAACCAUACAUAAUGUACAGUAAGGUGUUAUAAGACUUGAAUGUUAUUAUUAAGUAAACUGUACAUCUAUGAAUGCCCUUACGAGUCGUCCAACACCAACUGUAUAUAUUAGUACGUACUAACUUGGUGUGUUAAAUAUGUACAAGAUAUAUAGGUGUAUUACAUUAUAUACCUAAUAUUAAUCAUUGAAUCACUUAUCAUUUAGUGAAACUGAGUGAGUCCACUCGUAGGUGGCAUUGUAAUAUAAAUGAUGUCCCUUCACCGUACAUUAAUAUGGAGUAGAUCAUUUCCUCGUCUUCAUUGUGGACAAGUUGAUAAAGGGUAGUUAAUAUCAAAAUCUUGCCUAAAGAUCUAUGUAUAUUUAAAAAAAACUAAAAGGUUACGGAAUUGUACUAAAACACGUCUUUUUCUGGGACGUGUAAGUGUUUUCACUUGUAGGAUUUUUAUAGUACAUUACGAUACAAGUGCGAAAAAUAGGAAACUCGAAACAAGUGGCGAUAAAUUAAAACACGACCGAAGGGAGUGUUUUAAAUCGACACGAGUUGCGAAUUACCUAUUCGCACAUGUAUCGUACAACGUUAUACAGUACAUAUGGCCCUUUAAAUGGUCGACACAGUAACGUAAUAUGCUAAUUAUCGCACUAGUGCGGUAAAGUAGCACCAUAUGUACUGUAAAUUAUUUUACUGUAAUUACUGUGUUUUAAUUUAUCGCCACUCGUUUCGAAUUUCCUAUUUUUCGCAGUUGUAUCGUAAUGUACUAUUAUUAACGUUCUCACGUUCUUGGCAUCUAAUAAGUGUGUAUUUUUAGAUAUCACUAUUGACUGUCAAAUAGAAAUAGAGAAACCGUUAUUAAAUAUAUUUGAAAUUGAAAUACGUAUUCGUGCUGGAGCACUAAAGGUUGUGUAAAUACUUAUAAGGGCUUCAAUAAAUCAAAGAAGCUUUAAGCACAUGCAUUGGCCAGUGCUAAUGUUUGACCAAACUGUACAAAUGUUUUAAUAAAGUUCUGCAGAACUUGCCCUAAGUCAAACCAAUUGUAAAUAGGAAAAAAAUAAUUGUAUAUAAGCACAGUAGCGUUUGUAGCAUGCACCAGUUAAUAUAUUUUUUGAUUACCAAAGAAUUUCUGUGGAAUCUGAAUUGCUCAUUACUUUAGUCAUUAACCGUAAAAACCAUUCUGUUAGAAUUCUACGGUUUUAGAUCCAAGUGAUCCAACCAAUAAAUAAUAAAUAUUUCAUACAAAGCGAAGUAAUCGGAAUUUAUGACCUUACUUUCCUUUCAAAAUUGUCGGCAGAAAUCUUCUUCGUAAUAAAAUAACAAUGAUUAUUUCUUCUCAACUGGUAUAUGUCAUUUUUGUGUUGUUUGAAUAAUAAACUGUCUAUUAUUUCUAAAUUUCAUAGCUAAUGUCCCAAUUUGGGCCGUCUAUCAGUUGAGAGGUUGAUAAUAGAAAUAUAGAUUGCAAUGAUAUAAAGAGUUAAUUAAUUGUUAUUUUGUGAAUCUUCUCUUUCGGACGGUUUUCUGGUUGGGUUAUAUUUUUUAGUGGUUAUUGCUUUUAUGGGAUUAUUUGCAAUUGGAUCAUAGAUAUAUAUUACGUUGAAAUAAAUUAUUAUGUAAAUAAACGAGUAUACGAGGCAAUUAUCGGUGUUCUGUCUAGUGGUUCAGAUAAAAGUAACGGUUAUACUCGUAUAAGUGCCCGUUUGGUACGUGAUUUUGAUCGGGCAUAUAGAAAUGGCACGUUUUACGUUAUUACACACUAAAAAUAAACGAUAGAUAUGUUAACAAUUAUAAAGUAUACAGUUGCAACGAUGCUGUACAGUCACGUCUGAAAAUAUCUGUAAAAAAUGUGCCUAAAAUAUGUGUACACUACUAUACUAUACUACGGCAAUAAAGUCGUGUAUACAUAUUUUUGGCACUUUUUUCGUAUCUAUAUUUUCGGACGUGACCGUACAUACCACACAUUGAUCCUUAUGAAGACGCAUCGCAAUAAAAAACUUAUCAGAUUCAUCUCGUAUAAAUAAUAAACUCCAUUUCUAAACACCUAAAAGCUAGAGUACGAAAUCUAAAAUAGAUUUUUAAAUAAAGAAUGGCACAUAUUUUUAUAAAUCGGGUAUGAAAUGACAGAUAGCCUUUACAGAUGCCUUAUACACUGUACCUCGGAUCGGGAAGAAUUCGGACACAGGUUGUGUGUGAAAGCAAAUAAUAAUUCAAAAGUUGUGAUUUGUUUCCAUUGAUAAUAAAAGUAAUACAUUACUGUCCAUUUGUGUGCAUUACAUUAGUAAUAUAAUCAGUGAGUAUCAACUAUCAAUUAUGUCUAUACGGGAAAAAUGUUCAAUGAUUUUUAUUUCCUUUAACAGGAUACACGUUUUUGAACAUCAUUUCCGCGUUGAUACUGACUAUUAGUAAUAAAAUCGACUAAAGUUAAUCAUAAUUGACAAUAGCAGCGUAGUUGGGAGUUUUUUAAAGGAAAAGCUGAAUCAGAAGAGAUAAUGUUGCUUUUCUGAUUAAUCUAUUAUUCCCCAGAAAUGUCCUAAAAUGGGUUUGCCAGUGCCUAGAGUUAACGUAUUCAUAGAAGCAAACGUGAAAGCCUUUACGUAUUAGAAAUCGCACUAAGAAUUAUUUUUAUUUAGUAAUCCAAAUGUUUAUGUAUUGCGUAUAAUAGUUUAAAUGUAUAUAAAUUCGCAACUUGUAGGUAGUAACUAAUUAGUGGUUAAUAAAUGUCAUUACUAAUCUUGAAUGUUCUUCAAUGGGAGUCUUACAAUUCUUGAGAAGUCGAGACCAUUCUUAAUUAUCUUGAUAUAGUACUAAGAGUCUGUAAGUAAUAGGUGUCUUAUUCGUUUAGACGGACUGUAGCUAAAAGUUAGCUUUCUGUUAAACCUGAGAUUUAUUUUAUGGCCAUAAAUGUAAAGAUAAUAUGUUUACAAUCUAACUCGUUAUUGCUUUGUAAAAAAGUGGGAAAUGUUUACAACUUCAACAUCGGCUGUACUGUAAAGUCUAAUAAUUGAAUUUCAUUACCAUUGCGUACCUUGAUAGUGACAAUCAAUAUGAAAGUCGCUAGGAACCUCAUACUAUUGUCAGUGUGACAAGGUGGUAAUGAAAUUAAAUUCCUUUUCCGUACCUUACCAACAGAAUUAUUAGUAGGUAACGGUUGAAUUUCUUCGAAAAUGGAAAUUAAUAAGUGUAUCUACCCAUUUCAAUCCCAUGAAAGUUAAUUCCUUAAGUUAAAUUACCUGCACUGUUUUUGCAAUAUUUGACUAACUUCAUAAUUUAUUGGAUUUAGAAAGCAUUAGUAUGGGUUGUAAUCUUUUAAUCUUUUGAACGCCAAGAACACUUGAUGUUGUCGUUACUAGUCGUGCCCACCGCGCCAUGGGUGUUAUGGCGUACGCUGUCCAAGUAACCUUCACACUUUUAAGUAAUAAGGUUUACAUUAGCUCGCUUGCGCCCGUGACCUUGGCGGGUCAAUGCCGUUUUUGUUUAAAACGUUCAAAGGGUUAAGAACACAUUCUUUAUUAGAAAAUAAAUUGAUCUGCUAGGUGACCAGAAAAAAGUGGAAGAUGAACACGAGGAAUUUCUCAUACCUCAUUUACAUUUUGUCGUUUGUAUUUGUGAGAGUGGGCAGUGGUAGAAAGGCCUUCGUGCUUUUGCUCCUGGUUGAUCAUGAGCAAUGUAUAAACGGCGUAUUUUACGGUGUUUUUUUAAACUCCGUUAACUUCGGCGUAUGGCUGAUUUCUAUUUUAUUUUUCGUAAAAAGUAAUUAAUAGCGUUGUUGUAACACGGACAUUAUAUUUAAAUCCACCAAACAAUUGACAUUUCGAAUAUGGAUCGUCCGAGAUAUAAUUUGCGUUUAGUAGCAAAUAUAUAUAAACUCGAACUAAGCAUUAAUUAAUAUGUAAUCAGGCCCUAAGGCAAGUAAGUGUACAUGCUUAUCAGAUAAAAUCUCCAAAACGGAGUUAAUUAGAACACCAGUUUCUUUGAGAAAGUUACUUAAUUUAAGCUCAGGACAGGAAUCACCCUUUGCACCCUUGAAAUUAAUGGGCUUUAAAAAAACACCGUGUAGUUAUAUUGAUUUCUCCCUACCUAUUUCAACAACAAUGUUUUGCAAAGUGUGUAGAACUAUUCCAUGCUCUUUAGCUACAGUACUAGGUCUGAUACAUGAGCUUAAACUUUGUACCAAGUAGGUAAGUGUAUAUUUGUUCCGAUGUCAGAUGUUUAACUGAGCAACGAAUUGGACUGCAUUCCUGUGUAUACUGUUAACAUAUUUAAAAAAACUAUUAUUUUUGUAUGAUUUCUUAGGAUAGACAAAGAAAUAAUAUUGUUUUGAAAAGAGGUGAAAAAUAACGAGUUUGUUUUCGACAGCUGAACUAGAUGGAACUGUAAUGCCGGAUAAAUUUUUUCGUCUUGUUAUUCCUUUGUCUAUGCUUAUAGCAUAUCUUUUCAUUAAAGGUUUACCAUAACCAGAAAUUCAAAAGUCAUGUUAUUAAAAAUGCGAUGUCGGCGUAUUCAGCAAAGUAAAAUUUGAUUCCUAUUUAAUGUCAAUAUCUUAUGUGCCUCGUGACUUGGGACCGAGCAUUUUAAAUUAGAGGGAGCCGAAAAUACACGUGCAAUUAAGUUGCUAAUUUGAUAUCAUCUAGUUUCUGAGUGCGCCUCCUGAACAAAAAGUUUUCACAAACGGGGAUAUUAUUGCUAAUCCCUUUUUUUUGUUAUGUUAUAUUAACAUCGCUUGUUUUUUUCUAUUGACACCCGAUAACUUAACGUGUUGGUAUUUGUUUCUGUUCGUAAUAUUUUACAUUAGCAACUGUAAUUCUAGUCAUUCCCUGGCAGGAAUGUAGUCCAUAACCGCGGGUGACGCGUAGAGUAAGUGACAUGUUUAACUGUUGUAUAUGAUAUGAGCGAAAACUAUGUUUUGUAUGCAGGGAGACGAUGUACUAUGUCUGAGAAUAAAGCUAGUCAUGUGUU